AUGUUUGAUACUCUUGGACUCAUUUACAUGACUUGCUGGUGUAUGAUGCUAUUUCAUCCUUUGCAUGCUGAUAUCCAGUGUAUGGAGUUAGAGGCACAAGAAUCACCUAUUAGAAACGUGAAAAUGAAUUGGAGAAAAAUGGAACUGUCCUGGGAGAGCAGCAAGAAUUUCUCUAAGUACAAAUGUAGCAUCAUGGACAUGGACAUGGAAAGAGUACAGAAAGAGGUGAAUAGUCCACUAUGCAGGUUUCCAGUGGAACAAUACAUAUCUCUGCACAAAGGGGUAUUCUUUACCAUUGAAGUGCCAAACACAAACACCUCAAAAAGUUGCACCUUUAACCCUGGAGGCACGAAUGGGUCAGCCAUUGUUAACUUCUCCUGUGUGAUUUACAACAUCUCCUUCAUGAACUGCACUUGGCAGGCAGGCAAGAAUGCUCCAGGAGAUACCCAAUAUUUCCUCUACUGGCAGAACUCAAGAGAUGACAAGGAGAUGGAAUGUGAGCUCUACUUUAAGGAUGAAAAUGGCAGAAACAUAGGAUGUAGAUUCCAAAAUGUGACAAUAAAUAGUGAGAAAGCUUACUUCCUGGUGAAUGGGUCUAGCAAAGACUCCCUGAUCCAGUUCCAUGAUGAGUACAUUCAACUAUAUAAAAUUGAAAUACUCACUCCUCCAUUAAAUGUCACUGCCAAUUGUGCUGGAGAUUCAGCAGGUUGCGUAAUUACAUGGCAACCACCCCUUACAAGUCAUGUGGAAAACAUACGCUGUUUUCAGUAUGAAAUUAGCAUACAAAAUAAGGACCGGUCCAAAGAGGCGAAGGAGGAUGCUCCUUUAAGAGUAAGGAACAACAGCUACAACUUCCAAAAUUAUAAUAAGAAAAAAAUAUACACUCUGAGAAUCAGAGCACGUGGAAAAAGCUGUCUCAUAAGCUCAAACUGGGGGGAAUGGAGUGAACCCAUCGAGUUUGGUCGAGGGAAAGAUUACUUUAUUUCUGUGAUUUUAUUUCUGAUAGCACUUGGAACAAUCUCAAUGAGUGUGCUCCAGUAUUGUCUCUGCAAAAGGUAUUGCAGUGUGAAGAGCAUAUUUUCUCCCGUACCACAACCAAGAGAUAAAUUUAAUGCAUCAACUGAUGAGGAUAUUCAGGCAGAAUCUGUAAAUCUAACAAAAAAAAGCUGUACUGAGGAAAUAACCAUGGUUGAGGAAAUGACAUAA
This is a messenger RNA of Apaloderma vittatum (bar-tailed trogon), 1206 nucleotides long. Its product is annotated as granulocyte-macrophage colony-stimulating factor receptor subunit alpha-like. The transcript is spliced from 11 exons. Gene Ontology annotation, cellular component: membrane; external side of plasma membrane. The coding region runs from base 1 to 1206 and encodes 401 amino acids. Gene Ontology annotation, molecular function: cytokine receptor activity; protein binding. The record is from RefSeq and is a predicted model, not a curated record. Gene Ontology annotation, biological process: cytokine-mediated signaling pathway. NCBI's taxonomy places the organism in Eukaryota, Metazoa, Chordata, Aves, Trogoniformes, Trogonidae.